Ahaetulla prasina is the source of this 729-nucleotide messenger RNA. Its product is annotated as immunoglobulin gamma-1 heavy chain-like. Gene Ontology annotation, biological process: phagocytosis, recognition; defense response to bacterium; positive regulation of B cell activation. Lineage: Eukaryota; Metazoa; Chordata; Lepidosauria; Squamata; Colubridae. The coding region runs from base 1 to 729 and encodes 242 amino acids. Gene Ontology annotation, cellular component: immunoglobulin complex, circulating; blood microparticle; external side of plasma membrane. The record is from RefSeq and is a predicted model, not a curated record. The transcript has 3 exons. Gene Ontology annotation, molecular function: immunoglobulin receptor binding; antigen binding.
AUGGUAAUCCCUGGAGGUUCCCUUCGCCUAACCUGUAAAGCAUCUGGAUUCAACUUUACUAACUAUGAAAUGUACUGGAUCCGACAGUCUCCAGGAAAAGGACUGGAGUGGGUGGCAACAGUUAGCCGACCAGAAGGGACUAAACAGUGGUAUAAGUCCAAAGUGGAAGGAAGAUUCUCCAUCUCCAGAGACAAUUCCCAGACUUCAGCUUAUCUCCAGAUGAACAAUUUGAAGCCUGAAGACUCUGCCUUGUUCAACUCAAGGCGCCAAUCUCAUUCCUUUUUCACAAUGACAUCCCACUCGUUCAUUCUCAUCAUGCUGGCUGCCUUCUCCAAAGGUGGCCUCUCCCAGGUAGCUCUGACCCAGUCAGAUGCAGUGCUGAAGAAACCAGGAGAAUCCCAUAAAUUGACUUGCGCUGUCACUGGAUUCAACGUUAACAGCUACUAUAUGGGAUGGAUCAGGCAGAAACCUAGCCAAGGACUGGAAUGGCUUGUUUCCUACUACACGUCUAGUAGCAACUAUUAUUCACCAACAAUCCAAGGACGGUUUCUUGCCUCCAAAGACAGUUCCAACUUCUAUCUGCAAAUGAACAACCUAAAAGCUGAGGACACAGCUGUCUAUUAUUGUGCAAGAGACACAGUGAGAGAGAUCUUAAGAGAUCUCAUGCAAAAACUUUUCCUUUCACUACUGGAAUGUCUCAAGAGGGGACACCCGAGAACCACCAAAUAA